This is a messenger RNA of Paralichthys olivaceus (Japanese flounder), 1620 nucleotides long. It is a transcript of the gene rtf2, whose product is annotated as replication termination factor 2. Gene Ontology annotation, cellular component: nucleus. Gene Ontology annotation, biological process: mitotic DNA replication termination; site-specific DNA replication termination at RTS1 barrier. NCBI's taxonomy places the organism in Eukaryota, Metazoa, Chordata, Actinopteri, Pleuronectiformes, Paralichthyidae. The record is from RefSeq and is a predicted model, not a curated record.
UGUCGCAGUUUGUUUACAUACCCGGGUACUUCCUGUCUGUGUGUAGCUGUGAGCACAGCGAGCUAACCCGCUGUUGAAAGGUCUCAGGUCGGCUUUCAGUAUGGGAUGCGACGGUGGAACGAUUCCCAAAAGACACGAGCUGGUGAAAGGCCCGAAAAAAGUCGAGAAGGCCGAUAAAAAUGCAGAGCUAGCCGCCAAAUGGAAAUACUGUGCCUUGAGCCAGGAGAAACUCAGACGUCCCAUCGUUUCCUGUGACCUGGGAAGGCUCUUUAACAAAGAUGCUAUCAUUGAAUAUCUUCUGGAUAAAACUACAGAGAGACCCAACACUGAGACUGUUACGCACAUCCGUGGGAUAAAGGACAUUAAAGAGCUGAACUUGACCGAUAAUCCUGAGUGGGAGGGAGAAAGAAGAAAUGCUAAAGGAGACCGUUAUGAGGACAUCAACUGUGGCAUGUUUAUUUGCCCUGUUGUUGGGUUGGAGAUGAAUGGCAAGCACAGAUUUUGUUACCUGCAAACCUGUGGCUGUGUCUUCUCAGAGCGAGCCCUGAAGGAGGUUAAGACAGAAAUCUGCCAUAAGUGUGGCGACCCGUUCAAACACGAGGACAUUGUUUUUCUCAAUGACACCAAGGAGGAGGUGGAGAAGCUGAGGGAGAGGAUGGAAGCAAAGCGAGCUAAAGCCAAAACAAAGAAAUCAAAGAAGAACAAGGAAGUUGAAACUGCAUCUACACCAGCAGACGAGGCUGGACCCUCUGGAACCUCCGGCUCCUCUGAAGGCGCAAAGUCCUCGACAGCCUCCGGCACCAAGAGGUCCGUCCAGACCAUGGAGGAGAAGUCCGAGGUCUUCAAGUCCCUGUUCACGACCCACAGCUCUGCCAAGCGCACUAAAGAUCAGACAUCGAACUGGGUUACCCACACCCCGUAUCACUUCUAGUAACUCUCACCCGGUAAAACAAAGACAACCAAUUUUAGAUUGCUCCAGAAAUUGUGACCCAUUUACAAUAGAUUACUGAUGAAUCUGGUUCAACAAACCCAGCUCCGACACACACACACACACACACACACACACACACACACACACACACACACACACAAUGAUAGUUUGGAACCAACAUUGGUCCUCAAAAUAAUCGAAAGACGAGUAUAUGCAUACAAAUACACAGACAUACGCGUACAUGUACAAUCACAUGUAUUACCCUCAUGACCUUUAAUAACGCCACCAAUGAGUGGACUCCUUCCCUAUUUUUCUCUAGAGUCCCCAGUAGCUCCGUGUUUACAUCUUGUGAGCAUUUUGUUAAUGACUCCCCAAGCUGUUCAGACUCUUUGUUUUGUAACCUAAUCCCCCCCCCCCCAAGUAUUCCCCUGCAUCAGUGUGUCCUAAGUCACCGGUGCUUUGAGAAUUGAUGCCAGGGUGACUUCCUCAUCACUGUCACUCUGCUGUCUCCUAGUGGAGAGCCUAUAUAUAGGCUUGAUGUCACUCACAGGUCCACAUCUCUAAAGCAGCUCCUGCUGGGGUUUGAGUGAACACUGUGUUAUUAUUUUUUUUAAUAAUCUUCUGUGUGACUUUUUUUUUCUUAUUUUACAUCUUCUGAGCGAAUGUCAAAAUAAAUUUAUAUUCAAGUA